Molecule: messenger RNA, 438 nt
Organism: Prunus armeniaca (apricot)
Lineage: Eukaryota; Viridiplantae; Streptophyta; Magnoliopsida; Rosales; Rosaceae
Source: the annotation of a GenBank genome assembly
AUGCCAGUUCCACUUGCCCCAUAUCCAACUCCUCCAGCACCAUACACAACACCGGCAAAUGGUGCACAGAGCCAACUUGUGUGCUCUGGAUGUAGGAACCUUUUACUCUAUCCUGUUGGAGCCACCUCUGUCUGUUGUGCGGUUUGUAAUGCAGUCACUGCUGUGCCACCUCCUGGCACAGAAAUGGCACAGCUGGUUUGUGGAGGAUGCCACACCCUACUCAUGUAUAUCCGCGGAGCAACGAGUGUACAAUGUUCUUGCUGCCACACUGUAAAUCUAGCCUUGGAAGCAAAUCAGGUGGCGCAUGUCAAUUGUGGGAACUGCAGGAUGCUGUUAAUGUAUCAAUAUGGAGCAAGAUCUGUGAAAUGUGCGGUUUGCAAUUUUGUCACAUCAGUUGGGGUGUUGACGAGCACUCCCGAACAGAAAUUCAACAACUAA